Messenger RNA from Brassica rapa (field mustard), 2685 nucleotides. RefSeq names its product PLAT domain-containing protein 3. Gene Ontology annotation, molecular function: protein binding. The record is from RefSeq and is a predicted model, not a curated record. NCBI's taxonomy places the organism in Eukaryota, Viridiplantae, Streptophyta, Magnoliopsida, Brassicales, Brassicaceae.
AUAUUUAAUUAAAUAUUAUUUUUAAUUAAUAAAAUUUUAUUUUUGAAAAUAUAAAUAAAAUAAUUCAUUAAUUUAGUUGAUAUCAUAUUAAAUAAUAUAUUUUGUAAAUAAAAUAGUUAUAUUUAUUUUCAAAUUUUCAUAAAUUAUUUGAGUGUUUUAAUCAAUUAUUUGAUUUACUAAAUAAUUUUAAAAAGAGUAAUAAAAUGUAUUAAAAAGAUAAGAAAUGAUGUUUUCUAUUGUUUGGACACAAGAUUAAUUAUUUUGUUGUUUGGAAACAUAGUUAGUAGUAUAUUGUUGUUUUUCAUGAUUAUCCUUAAUGAAGUUUUAAUGUUUUUAUAAGGAUUGAGAUAUUAAUGAUUUUGGUGAGUUUAACUAUAUACUAGAAGUAUUAAAUUUAAAAAUUUACAAAAAAGGUUAAGUCCAUGGAAAUGAUUAUGUUUUAAUAAGAGAGAUAAUAACUAUUAUGUCAUGCAUUUUAUGUUUCCAUUCAAUAUAAAUAUGUGUCCUGUGAUUUUGCAAUAAGAUUUAGACAUCUACUCCCUCUGUUUCAUUAUAAGUGUCGUUUUAGAUUUCUGCACACGGAUUAAAGAAAAAAUUAAUUUUAUAUAUUUCCUAUAAAAAAAUACUAUUACUUAUGCACCUAACCAUAUUUCAACUAAUAAAAAAAUAAAUUUUGCAUAAAAUUAAUAAAUUUUGCAUUGAAAAUCGAAAACGACAUUUAUUUUGUAAUGAACAAAAUUCUCUAAAACAACACUUAAUAUGAAACAGAUGGAGUAAUAUUUAUCUUCCUUAACUCGCGUAUGCAAAUGUUAAAACGAGAACAAAACACACAUGUCUUUCUUGGCUAAGACAUAGGUCGACCCAUAAAAAAAAAAAAUUUAACACAUCCACCAGUCUUCUCUGCUUGUUUUGGUCUGGGGACGCUUCUUGUUAUGAAAUCCAUACACUUAAACAAUAGAACAAACGAAUGCGCGUUAUAUAUGGCUAGAUAAGUAUUUUUUUAAACUCUGAUAGAUGGUAGUAUGUACAUGAUAAAUUAAUGUAAAUACGAUCAUCUAUACGAUCAAAAGUAAUUCUAUAUUAUGUGACAAUUUUGUAUCAUGGUGAGCAUUUCUAAACAGCGAAAGCUAAUGUAACUUGUAAUGUCAUGGCAUUAACCAGAACAAAAAUAUAAUGGUGUGCAUGCUUAAUUGACAAUCUUUUAACAAAGAAACAUACGUACGUACGAAAAACUGAAAGAGUAGUAGUUAGAACCGGUAAGUACAUUAAAAUUAUGAAGUAUUCAACCAUUCGUUUCAGGUCAGGGCAUAUUAAGUAUGAAUUACAAGUGGGGGUGUCUUUAAAACGAUAUCAGAUUCUGAUUUGAUAGAAUGCUCAACGGUUCACAAAUCACCUCUUUGAAGUUUUUUAAUAAAGAAAAAGACUAAAAAUAUUCGAAUAUUUAAUCUGGGCCGUCUAACUUGGUGGGUUCACACACCCAACUUGUUUCAGCUGGAAUAUAAAUAUAUAUAUGAUAUAUAAUAGCAAUAUAUUUUUUAUGCUCCGAGUUUCUAUAUAACAAACUCAUUUGGAAACUAAACAAAUGUUUUCGGUUGAUAAAUAAUUAAUAUCUCAAGAGCAUAUUGUAAGUUCAAAUCACAAUGAGCAUAUACUUUGACAAAAGGCAUAUGCUACGUUUAUUACUUUUUUUUUUUGAAAAAAAAAAUAUCAACAUUAUGGUGGACAAAUAAAAAGGAAGCAUACCAUUUUUAUUUCAUUUAUUUUGUUAAGAUGAAAACAAAACCCAAAUUCUAAUAAAUAUCAGAUUUAAGAAAUGAAUGAGAUGCAUGCAGUCAACAACUAUUAAAAGAAAGUUCUAAUGGAAAUUUUUUUGUAGAAUAAUUCAUUUUUUCCAACGGAUUAUAGCGACACCACCGGAAUAUCCACAUAAACUAUUACUAGAAAAUUUAUUAUUAUCAGAAAUUAACAAUCCCUCUUAAGCGAACAAGUAAACGAUUACAAUAAAUUUAAGUGCUCAACAUCACUCGAUUUAAUACAAUUUGGCUCUCUACCAACCAAUAAACAUAAGAGUUCUACAAGACGACGAUGUUGCGCAGCAGCUCCACCGUCCUCCUCUGUCUCCUCCUCAUCUCCGCCGUAGCAAUUGCUCUUUCCUUGGACAAUGAUGACGUGUGCGUGUUCACGGUUUACAUAAGAACCGGUACGGUUUGGAAAGCCGGUUCAGACUCCGUCAUGAGCCUCCGUCUCUACGACAGUUACGGGCAAAAUGCUGUUAUAUCCGAUUUGGUGUCAUGGGGAGGUUUAAUGGGUCCAUUCCACGAUUAUUAUGAGAGGGGUAAUCUCGACAUUUUCACCGGCUUAGGUUCUUGCUUAUCAGGUCCGGUUUGUGCGAUGAAUUUGACUUCUGAUGGCUCUGGCGAUCACCACGGUUGGUAUUGUAACUACGUUGAAGUGACGAUGAGUGAGAGUCGUAAGAGAAGUUGUUCUCAGGAGAAAUUCACGGUGGAGCAAUGGUUGGCUCGUGAUACUUCGCCAUAUGAGCUGUCGGCCAUUAGGAAUCAAUGUUCGGACUCUAUCAAGAAUCGAUGAGUCGUUUCCACGAUGUGAGUGUGUUAUUUAUUUAUUCUGGUGGGGUUGUCAAUGAAACAUGACGUGAUCAUAUAUUUAAUUCGAGUGUGAUUAAGA